This is a messenger RNA of Lucilia cuprina (Australian sheep blowfly), 2634 nucleotides long. RefSeq names its product A-kinase anchor protein 200 (gene Akap200). NCBI's taxonomy places the organism in Eukaryota, Metazoa, Arthropoda, Insecta, Diptera, Calliphoridae. Bases 202 to 2505 code for a protein of 767 amino acids. The record is from RefSeq and is a predicted model, not a curated record. The transcript has 5 exons.
AGCAAAGCACUUUAAUUCUUCAGUUACGCUCGUUUAAGUAAGAAGACAUUUUUAUUUGAAAUUCGGUAACGAAUGAGGAAGUUAAGUGAAGUAUAAAAUAAGUAUAUUUGGAACUAGAACGACUUGUGCAAAAAUAUAAUUUAAAGUUUUUUUUAUAAAUACAAAAAACUUAUUUGUUUUAAACCGACUGCAGAAAAUAAAAUGGGUAAGGCUCAAAGCAAAAGAUCAGUUGACAUCACAACCGAAACAAAAAAAGGUGCCGAGGAUGAAAUCACCGAAAAGAUGGAAAAAAUUGAAGAUUUGGAUAAGAAAGAUGUUGUAAAUGGUGAUGCUACUAUAUCAGAAAAAAGUGAUCCAGAGAAAAAGGAUAGUGAUGAGGUUGAAAAUGAUAAAGACAUGACAACUGAGAAAGAUGUUGAUGCUCAAGCUGGCGGUGAUUCAGCAGAACAGCAAAAUGCUUGCGAAAAUUCAAAAGAAGAAGGCGGUUCAGCAGCUGCUGAAGAGAUCUCUCCACUUGCCGAUGAAAGUAUUAAAAAAUCGAAAAAGGAAAAAGUUAAAAAGAAAUGGUCUUUUCGUAGCAUUUCUUUUGGUAAAAAGGAUAAACAAAAGCCAGCUAAAAACGAAGAUGCCGCUGAGGAUGGCAGCGCAGCUACAAAUGGAGCAGAUGCUGAAGAAAAAUCUACAACCGAGCCUGAAGCUUCCCAAAAGGAAAAAUCUGCAAAUGAGAACGAAGAAAAGACUGCUGAGAAUCAAGAAAAUGGCAAUGCUACUCCAAAAGAAUUGAAUGGAGUAGAACAUAAUGAAGAGAAAAGUUCAGAAGAAAAAUCUAAUGAUACUGCCAAUACGACCAAUAAUACUACCACCACUGAAUCAUGUGAACCAGUACAAAACGAAACUGCCGAUAUAUCAUCCGAAUUAUCAGAAAAGACUGAGAAUAUGGCAACUGCAACGACCAUUAACAAUGAGAUUAAAGUAUCGGAGAAUGCCACCGAUGAUGACACGUCAAAAAAUGGAAUAGAUGAAAAAAUGAAUGCGACAGAGCAAGAACCACAAAAAAUAGAUGUUGCAAAUGCAUCCGUUGAAUCACCUUCAGAAAAGACAAGUACCAUAGCUAGUGCUGUGACAAAUGAGUCAUCAGCAUCAACUAAUGGUGAAGUGGUUGAGAAAAUUCAUCAAAAUGGCGAUCAUGGUGAAUCCGAGCUAGAAGUUGUUGAAAAAUCCAAGGCACAAAUUGAGGUAAUCUCCAACACUGAUAACAAAGUUUCUGCCGCUACCCUAGAUUAUAUUUCCUCUACCUCCAUAAAUCCUUCUAAUGUCCAAAUCCAAGUCCAAGAUUUGAAUGCAUCAAGCGAAAUGCCCGAUGAAAAAAUUCAAAUCGAUAAUGAUGAAUCCUGUAUUCAAAAAUCCACCGAAAUAAAAAUACAAAAACAUAUUGCCGCACAAUCUUCACUUAGUGAAGCUAAUUCCAGUAUGACAGAAGAUAAAGUUGAGAAUAAUUCUCAAAAUGAAACUGUCGCUAAUUUGAUAUCUGAGACGGGUGAUACUGAGAAGUCAGUUGAGGAUAAAGUGGGUGAUGAACCUUCUCCACCUCCACUUCCAAUAUCUCCUCCUCCUUCACAAGUGUCGGUAUUUGCAUUUACAAGUAAUGCUGAGUCUGUCGAAGAUUCAAUUGAAACGAAAAAUUCCGAAUCAUCAAAUAACCAAGAUGAGGAGAACAAAGAAGAAAUUUCGCAACCUAUUCCUCCUCCAAGUGAGCUUAAAAAUACUGAAGAUCCUAAUAAUAUAGAAACAAACGCGAUACAUAAUGAAAAACAUGAAGGGGAAAUUUAUCCUGACAACGAAACCCCACAGACUCAUGUUGACAAUGAUAAUGAAAAAGUUGAAAUUGAAUGUGAUGAAACUAAUGAAGAACAAGAAGCAAGCGUUUGCAAAGAAAUGCCAUUGCAUGAAGAUGAAGCUGUGCCUUCUUCCACUGGUAGUUCUGAAGAAUUACAGAAUGAAGAGGAGGCUUUAGUUGCAGCUGCUGUGAUAAACGAAAUAACAGAAAAAGCUGCAGAAAUUGUCGGUGAACAAUUGAAAUACAAUGUAGAGCAUACUACCGAUGAACAGUCUUUACAGAGUAACGAAGAAAGACAAGAAGAGCUUGAGUGCAACAACGAAAUUGUAAAAGAUAAUACCGUGGAAGAAUUUGACAAUGAAGUAAAAACUAAUAAAGACCAGCAUGAUUUUGACAAUAAAAUUGAGUGCGAAAUAACGAUAAGUUCAGAAGAAACACCAUUAGAACACAUCGAACAAAGCAACAAUAUUACUACAGAAUGUUCCUCAGAUUUCUCCGCAUCAAAUUCAAUACAACAAAACGAAGAUGUGAUGGUUUCCAUAAAUAAGAGCGAUAACUCAGACGAAGAGCUUUUAAAUCCAACUAAGGAAUUUGCUAAUGCUAAGGAUAUUAAGGAUAAUAUCACUGUGGCAGAAAUUACACAGGACCUUUCCGUAACAUGCGAAUAAUCCCACUCACAAUUAUAAUAUAUAUUAAAAUACAUUUUUAACAUUUACAUAUUUUAAUCAUUUUGUACAACUUCAUAUCCCUAAUCCAAGAUUAUAUGCAAAAUAAAGUAUACACAUAAUUUCUAAAAA